Molecule: messenger RNA, 390 nt
Organism: Aegilops tauschii subsp. strangulata
Lineage: Eukaryota; Viridiplantae; Streptophyta; Magnoliopsida; Poales; Poaceae
Source: RefSeq, a predicted model, not a curated record
AUGGCUGCCGCCCUCGCCCGCCGGCGCUCGCCGCUGCUUCCACCACUGCCUCCCUGCUGCUCCCUCGCGCCACUGCUGCCUGUCGCCCCUGUGCCGCUUGCGCUCUCGCGCGCCUCGUCCGUGCCGCGGCCCCGCACGCGCCCAUGGCUGUGCGUGGCCGCCGCUGCCCGUCCCCUGAUGCGGCUCUGCUCCGGCCAAGCCGCCGCACGCCGUCGCUCGCACCCCGCCUCCGCAGUACCCAGCGCCCGCGCGCCGCCGCCCCCUGCGCUCGCCUCCGCCUGCCGCGGCCGGCCGGCGAGUCUCUCCCCGCCGCGCCGGGCUACGGCCUCCGCCGGCGCUCCCUGUUGCCCCGUUCGGGUGCACGGGCGCCCAUGCCCGCAGCUCCCGUAA